This is a messenger RNA of Podarcis muralis (Common wall lizard), 614 nucleotides long. The record is from RefSeq and is a predicted model, not a curated record. NCBI's taxonomy places the organism in Eukaryota, Metazoa, Chordata, Lepidosauria, Squamata, Lacertidae.
AAAAAUGGCCAGCGGUGGUAGACACGACCAGUGCUAUGCCCAGUGUCCUGCAUCUACAGUGACCAUCCAGCCACCACCUUUCGUCCUGACCAUCCCAGGACCUGCCAUCUACUGCCCAGACCAGCCUCUAGCCAUUGAGCAGUACAACCCCUGUGCCCGAGGUGGCUAUGGAGGUGGUGCCAGCGCUCUGUAUGCUAGCGACUUCUCCAACUUCUCCUCUCGGGCCCUGCCAAGCAGCACCUACAGCUACAGCAGCUAUCGCUAUUAACACACUCAGAUAGAAUAAGAACAAAGCAAGAAUAUGUUCCAGUGAUCCAGAAAUGUCAUUGUUUACCAAUUGGUUGAUCUUUCACAGUAGCCAUAUAUAUAUUUUAAGGCCUAAAAUGAGGACACUCAACAUGCCUAUCUGAUGUUGCACUUCUGUCUACUUCUAUGUGUAUGUUGACAAGUCAACAGUGCUCAGCUCAUUUUGCAUGAAGUAUGUAAUAUGUUCACCUAAUAUUUGAUCCUUAUUUGUUAUCUGGGAUCUGCCAUUUGCUAACAGCCUUUAAUUUUGCUGUCAGAGGUUUCAUGGGAAAAACAGUUUGUCUACAGGAAUGCAGUUUGUUUUGCAA